AAUGUCAACAUGGCUGAUGCUGCAGCAGCUCGUCGCGAAGCUCGCAGAAGAAGAAUAUUAGAAAAUUCUCAUAAUAGGCUCCAACUAAUAUCUGGAAAAUGUGGCGACGAGCAACCUAGAGAAUCUCCGGUCAGAAACACAAUUCCUGAUCCAAUUCACGAGAUUUCGCAUUCCUCAAACAUAAGCAGUAGCAAGACGUCACUGAAUAAUGGUGUGAUUGUCUCCGAACCUGAUUCAUUUGAGUUGUUAACAUCACUCAAUCAUGACAUCGCGGCAGGCGAUGGAGAGGUACCCAGUGAUUUGGCACCUUUUGUAUCACCGGCACCAGAGCCAACGCCAACACCAUCACCCUGGGAGAAACUCACUAAUUACAAAUACGAUAUAGUUUUGUUGUCACUUUUAAUUCAAUUACUGUACAGUUUGUCAUUGGUCACAUUCGAUGGUACUUACUUUUUCUUACCAGUACUAAUUUAUGUCAUUACAAAAUUAAUCUGGUUUCCGUCACAAAGUAAUUCUAAACUUGCUAAUGCCUUGCAACUUUUACAUGUCGUGUCUUCACCUCGAGUAAAGAAAGUUAUAUAUUUGACCCAAUGUAUGGGUGUAAUAUCAUGUGACAUUUGUGUGUAUCUGUUUACUACAAUUUGCAUACAAUCAUUGUUCAUCACCUUGAGGGAUGGAUUAAUUACAUAGUAAUUACUUCAUUUGCACCCAUGUUGAGGGCAUUACAUUGACUGAGCAGUAAUUUAACAAUAGCAGGCUAGAUUAAACUGGGGUAAGGUUCAAAAUUCAAUGUGGGUGUUAUUAUAAAUUUCUAAUCUUUGUGUACUGAACCACUAAUGUUGAAUUUUGAAGACACUCCAUAAUGUUCCAUAGUUUUGAUUGCUUGUGCCUUUUUACAUAAGUGAGAAGUUGUGACAUGUGUGCGUUUUAGUCACAUAUUGCCAUUUUUAGUUUUAAAUUAGAAUCAAUUUUGUAUAUAGUGGUGUCAACAGAAAUUCUAGUUAUUUUCAUGUAAUCUAAUUAUUGCUGGACACAAUUAAUUGUUAUGUAAUAUCACUGUUAAUAUUUAUUUUUUGCAUUUAAAUU
Messenger RNA from Spodoptera littoralis (African cotton leafworm), 1086 nucleotides. NCBI's taxonomy places the organism in Eukaryota, Metazoa, Arthropoda, Insecta, Lepidoptera, Noctuidae. The record is from the annotation of a GenBank genome assembly.